UGAUAGGUACCGCCCUAUCAUUAAAAUGUCAUUUGACGUUCUCUUUACUUGUAACGGUAUUAGUGAAAUGAAUACUAUGAAGGAUGAAUAAAAGAGCUCGCACGUCCGGCUGCGGCCUUCUUUACGUGCUGAGCAUCGAGACAAAUAACGACUCCUGUUUUUACUCUUCCGAGUGGCUUACUCUUCCCUUCUACGAAAACUUGAGACAGUUUAGUUGGCGACGGGGAAAUUGGACUUAGUGCGUGCAAUAUUUUUUUUUUUUGUUCGGUUAUAAAAAGUUCGUUUUUCCUCGCGGAGAACGAUUGGCCGGUGAGGCUUCCAAAACACUGAUUAAAAAAUAGUUGUGCGUGAGUCGGUCGUGAGAAGGGGGAGAUUCUAAGCAAAACGCGGUGAUUUUGUUGCUGGAAAAAGCCUCGUGCGGCGUUGGCAGCAGCCAUUUUGUUCACUCCGACGACUACGCCGGGUGUGUGUGUGCAACUGUAGCGGAUCGGAGGAGUGGAGCUUGUGUUCCUGUUUGCCGCAGGUGCCGUGCCGCAACCAAGAGGACCGAGAGCGCAAAUUAUUCGGGUAGUUCCUGGUGCCGGGAUUUGCAACCGGUGGGAGGAUUUCGGCUGGAUUCGGCUGAUUGGCUGCGGAGGUGCGGUAGUCGGUGGAAUUUCAUCGUAGGACGCCAUUUUGGACGCUGACUGGUCGGCGACGCGACGCGGCGAGCGUUGAUUUUCUUUGGUUGUUGGAGGAGCUGAAACGCAAGUGGGGCUUAUUGGCCACGGCGGAGUUCCUUCUGCUGUUCCGGGCACUGACGAUUUUUGGUGCUGGUGCGCUGAUCGAAGGACGAGUCAUCUACUGGGGGUUUGUGUUGCUUGCUGGCAAAGGCCGGGAAGGAGAUCGGUGAGUGAAAAGCUGUUUUAUUUUGAUCCCUGGAUUUGCAGUAAUUGAGAUUUUUUGUGUUUUUCUUUUUAUUUAUUUUUUUUCCUUGGAAAAUUUGAACUUUGAUUUUUUUUAACCUGAUUUUUGAUACCAAAACAUGGGUUCGAACGGGUUAGCUACCUCUAUUGAGAUGUUUAGAAAGGGUACGUCAUUUACGGACUGGUCCGAUCGACUAGCCUAUACCUUUCACGCAAAUCAAGUGCCGGUUGAUCGUCAGAAAUCUCAUUUCAUGACGAUCUGUGGUCCGUUUCUUUUUUCUCAAUUAAAAUUGCACUACAGCAAAGAUGAGCUGGAUAAGGCCACUUAUGCUGAUAUUGUGUCAAAAUUGAAACAAAAAUUGGACAAAACGGAGCCGGACUUAGUCCAACGCUUUCGUUUUAGUCAGCGAAACCAGCAACCUGAUGAAUCCAAUGAGGAUUUCGUGCAGGCGGUCAAGAUGCAGGCGGAAUUCUGUGGUUUUGGGGCGUUUAAGAACGUGGCCAUUAUGGACAGGGUCCUGGCGGGUCUUCUUGACGGGAAUCUCAAAGAGAAUUUGCUGAAGGAGGAAAGUUUGACUUUGGACAAGAUGGACAAGUUCAUCACAACAUGGAACAUAGCAAAACAAAACGUUAAAGCAUUAAACAAUCAACCUGGAGAAUCUCAAUUGGGACAGUACAGUUACUUUACACCAGAACAAAUUCAUUACAUUCAAAAGACAACAACACAAAGGCAAGGGUCUUCACGGUACGGAAAUUACAGACAAAAUGAUGGGUUGCAAGGGCAAAAUUUUCCAGAAAGGAGAAACAAUUCCAGAUUUCAGCCUUAUAAAAACUACAAUUCUGAUUCUCAAGUUUACACUAACCGAAGGUUCAAUAACCAAACACAACAACAAAGGUAUUUUCACAAAAGCUAUGAUAGGAGAUAUCCUCAGACUAGAAUUUCGUGUGAUUUUUGUGGGAAAAUGGGUCAUUCUAAGCAAAAUUGCUUCAAACUUGAUUACUUUAACAGACAAUUUGUGAAUUUCAUGGGUGAGAGUACUGCAGAUAAUUAUUCCUGCAAUGAAGGUGGUGAAAUUGAGUACGCAAAUGCGGAAAUGUUCAACCAAAUAGAAAACUUUCAAGAUAAUAACGACCAAUGCAUGAAAAUUUUUACUGUUUUGAACACAACUUAUGUUAAGCUGGAUGAAACACAAAUAGAGGACCAAAUGUGGAGCGAGGACAAGAAAACGCGAUGGCGCCUAGUUGCACGAAUCGUCGUGUUGUGGACUCGAAGGAGAUCGGUGUCGGCUGGAAGCGCGGUGUGGCUAGCGCAUCGCGAUCAGCUUAAACCACAUUACCAGCAACAAGACGAACGGCCGAACCUGAUGACGCCGUUCGAGAAGUCUGCGCCGGACGCGGCAGUGGUGGAUUUGGACGUUGAGAUGCUGAAUUUAGACGAAGAUAUGUUGGGGGCCGGAUACGGCGGAAGCGGCUUGUUCCGGGGUUUCCCGGAAGCUGCAACGGCACGAUUCAGAAGCCGGAAGUGA
Molecule: messenger RNA, 2431 nt
Organism: Culex pipiens pallens (northern house mosquito)
Lineage: Eukaryota; Metazoa; Arthropoda; Insecta; Diptera; Culicidae
Exons: 3
Coding region: 1025-2431 (468 amino acids)
Molecular function (GO): nucleic acid binding; zinc ion binding
Source: RefSeq, a predicted model, not a curated record